Molecule: messenger RNA, 939 nt
Organism: Drosophila ficusphila
Lineage: Eukaryota; Metazoa; Arthropoda; Insecta; Diptera; Drosophilidae
Gene: Rpe
Product: ribulose-phosphate 3-epimerase
Exons: 3
Coding region: 143-808 (221 amino acids)
Biological process (GO): pentose-phosphate shunt, non-oxidative branch; pentose-phosphate shunt; carbohydrate metabolic process
Cellular component (GO): cytosol
Molecular function (GO): D-ribulose-phosphate 3-epimerase activity; metal ion binding
Source: RefSeq, a predicted model, not a curated record
GCACAAUGCCAUCUCUAUAGUUAUCGUGUCGGUUUUCAAAUGUUCCGAGCUCCAGCUCCCCUCUGUUUGACCUCCAGUAAACAAGACGGCGUCCUCUAACCGCUCUGUGAUCCGUCUCCUCAGCACUUGCGCCAUUAAGAAGAUGUCAGUGAAAGCCAAGAUCGGUCCCAGCAUUCUCAAUGCGGAUCUGUCAAACCUGGCGCAGGAGUCCCAGAAGCUACUGGAAAAUGGAGCGGACUACCUGCACCUGGACGUUAUGGACGGCACCUUCGUGCCCAAUCUCACCUUCGGUCAUCCCGUGGUCAAGAGCUUGCGCAACAAGAUCAAGACGGCCUUCUUCGAGACACACAUGAUGGUCCAGAAUCCGGAGCAGUGGAUUGAGCCCAUGGCCGAUGCAGGAGUCAAUCUUUACACGUUCCACGUUGAACCGGUUGCGGAUGUGGUAAAGGUCAGCCGGUUGGUGCAAGAAUCCGGCAUGAAAGUGGGCCUGGCCAUUAAGCCGGGAACGGAGGUUAAGGAUCUGGAGAAGUACAUCAGCAUUGCCGACGUUGUGCUGGUAAUGACGGUGGAGCCUGGUUUCGGUGGACAAUCCUUCAUGGCCGACAUGAUGCCAAAAGUACAGUGGCUGCGCGAGAACUACCCGAACCUGGACAUUGAGGUGGACGGGGGAGUGGGACCAAAGACCAUUGAUUGCUGUGCGAAAGCCGGAGCCAACAUGAUCGUAUCGGGUACAGCCGUAGUCGGAGCCUCCGAUCAGCAAAAGGUUAUCAAGGACAUGCGCGACGUGGUGCAGGGCUACCUCACGUGAAGAUGCAUUUACUUACGUUACGUUAGCAAUAGACGAAAUUUUUUAUUAAGGCGCAAAAUGUUGACAAAAUUGCAAUAGUAAGUGAUUGGAGUUUCUUGGGAAACGACUAUUAAAAGACAUUUACAAUCAAA